Messenger RNA from Yamadazyma tenuis ATCC 10573, 1554 nucleotides. RefSeq lists its product as uncharacterized. Gene Ontology annotation, cellular component: membrane. NCBI's taxonomy places the organism in Eukaryota, Fungi, Ascomycota, Pichiomycetes, Serinales, Debaryomycetaceae. Gene Ontology annotation, molecular function: carbohydrate:proton symporter activity. The record is from RefSeq and is a predicted model, not a curated record. Gene Ontology annotation, biological process: carbohydrate transport; transmembrane transport.
AUGUUCAAAAUUAACAAAGAAGCCAGAAAGUCCACCUCCGGUCACAUCGACGAGAUUCUCACCCUUCCAAACAACACCGCUCCAAUAUGGUAUAAAGAUCCAGGUCUCAGAAAACUUCAGGUUUGGAUCUUCGUGGUGUUCUUCUCUCAGAUAUGUACUGGGUUUGACGCUUCCAACACUUCCAAUUUGCAAGCAUUUGCAAGCUGGAAAACUAUGCUUGGAAACCCUGAUUCUUCCCAGCUCGGAAUUAUCACCUCUAUUUAUUUCAUGGGAUGUUUGGCUGGUUCGAUUCCAUGUGGUAUGUUUGCUGACAGGUUUGGUAGAAAAUUGGGCUUACUCUUGGGACAGGUUCUCACCGUUAUUGGUGCUGCCAUUCAAGCUUCUUCGUACACAUACGCCCAAUACUUGUGUGCCCGGUUCAUUAUGGGGGUAGGAAUUGCCUCCAUAACCAACUCAGGACCAGCAAUGCUUUUUGAGUUAGCACACCCAAGAAUGAAAGGAACUUUGGUAUCACUUUUCAAUCCCUUCUGGUACGUGGGAAGUAUCGUGUGUGCUGCCACUGCGUUCGGAACUACUCACAUGUCGGUCACCAACUCCAUGGGGUGGAGAAUCCCCAGUUUUAUCCAAGGAGUGUUCCCAUUGGUUUGUAUUCCCUUCACAAUUUUUAUGCCCGAAUCGCCAUCUUACCUCAUUGUCCGGGGGAAGAAAGAGCAGGCUCUUGCAACCUUGGCCAAGUAUCAUUCCAAUGGAGACUUGAAUGAUCCCUUGGUGCUUAAGGAAGUCGAUGAUAUCGAGGUGGCUAUUUUGAACUCAAAAGACACUCAGUCCUACAAGCAAAUUUUACUGCACAAGCCCCACAGAAAGAGAUUUAUGGUGAUUACCAUCAUGACAUUGAUGGCUUUGUGGUCGGGCCAGUCCAUCAUCACCUUUUACUUCACCUCCAUUUUGGAGUUGGUAGGAAUCAACAAUCCCUCAAAACAAACGGGGAUUAACACCGGUUUGAAUGUCAUGAACCUUGUGUCUUCAGUACUUGGAGCCUAUGUUUCUGCUAGGGUUGGAAGAAGACCUAUGUGGAUGCUCUCGAUCAUUGGAAUGAUCGUGGUUAACAUUCCUUUCACCGCUUUGACGGCCGAGUAUGCUAAAACCAACAGUGUUAAUGUGGCAUAUGGAGUGAUUGUGAUGUUAUUUCUCUAUGAUUUCUCCUACAACAUCGCCUGUAACCCGUUGUUGUACUCAUACACCACCGAGUUGUUACCAUUUAGUAUUAGAGCCAAGGGGCUCGCAUGGAAGAACUUGGUGGGACAGGUGGCUUUGAUCAUCAACAUGUAUGUCAACCCUAUUGCACUUGCUAAGAUCACAUGGAAAUACUAUAUUUUCUACAUGUGUCUCAAUUUGGUGUGGUUGACCUUGGUGUACUUUUUGUUUCCCGAGACUUUGGGGCUUACUUUGGAGGAGCUUUCCCGGUUAUUUGAAGAAGACAGGUUGGGAAGUAUUGGUGAUAUUGAGAGUGAUGGAGUGGACCAGAUCCACGUGACUGAGUUAGGAAAGAAAUAG